AAUCAGUUUUCUUAACAUAUAACUAGAAACUAGGGUAUAUAUGCCUUGUUGUCAUCACCCUAAUAAAUGAGUGGUACCACUUUUAUUUUACUUAUAAUAGCUUAAGCUUAUAGCCACAUUCAUUCCUCUCAUAGUUGCACAUCAUUCUUGUUAUCAAUUCAACCAACCAUGUCAUCAUCUUCCAAAAGUCUGAAAAUUGGCAUAGUUGGGUUUGGCACCUUUGGCCAAUUUUUGGCAAAUACAAUGAUUAAACAAGGUCAUACUCUAACUGCAACUAGUAGAACAGAUUACUCUCAACUUUGUGAUCAAAUGGGAAUCCAUUUCUUCAGGGAUAUUACAGCAUUCCUUGAUGCUGAUAUGGAUGUCAUAUUGUUAUGCACAUCUAUUUCAUCACUAUCUGAGGUUGUCGGAUCGAUGCCACUCGCUUGUCUGAAGCGACCAACACUUUUUGUUGAUGUUCUUUCAGUCAAAGAGCACCCAAAGAACCUUCUAUUAAAGGUAUUGCCAGAGGAGUCAGACAUACUCUGCACGCACCCAAUGUUUGGACCAGUGAGUGGGAAAAACGGCUGGCAAAAUCUGACUUUCAUGUUUGAUAAAGUUCGAAUAAAGGAUGAAGUUACAUGCUCUAAAUUUCUUCAAAUUUUUGCAAGUGAGGGUUGCAAGAUGGUAGAAAUGUCAUGUGAGGAACAUGACAAAGCAGCUGCAAAGAGUCAAUUUAUCACACACACAAUAGGAAGGACAUUGGCAGAAAUGGAUAUUAAAUCCACUCCUAUUGACACCAAGGGCUUUCAAACACUUGUUGAGUUGAAAAAACCUGUCAUGGGUUGUAGUUUUGAUCUGUAUAGUGGAUUAUUCGUGUACAACAGAUUCGCCAGACAAGAGCUGGAAAACCUUGAACAUGCUCUACACAAAGUCAAAGAGAUGCUCGUCCAAAGGAUCGAUGAAGGACAGAACCCAGAAAGAACUGAGAGUUGAUAGUGAUACACAACGUUUUAUGUGGAAGACAUAUGAAGGAACUAUUUAUUUCAAAUUUCCUCUUGUAACCCCUGCCAUAUGUUCAAUAAAGAUUAUCUGAUAUUCUCUUUCAUUGCAUAUACAGAGUAAUUUCAGAAAGUAAAAAAAAAAAAUGCCUAUAAGUAAAACCAUUAGACUCAAAAUGGUUUUCACUUAACUGGAUUCAUGAUUUCAA
Medicago truncatula (barrel medic) is the source of this 1189-nucleotide messenger RNA. RefSeq names its product arogenate dehydrogenase 1, chloroplastic. The coding region runs from base 169 to 975 and encodes 268 amino acids. The record is from RefSeq and is a predicted model, not a curated record. Lineage: Eukaryota; Viridiplantae; Streptophyta; Magnoliopsida; Fabales; Fabaceae. Gene Ontology annotation, biological process: L-tyrosine biosynthetic process. The transcript is spliced from 7 exons. Gene Ontology annotation, molecular function: prephenate dehydrogenase (NADP+) activity; prephenate dehydrogenase (NAD+) activity; NAD+ binding.